AUUAUGGCUGGACUAUCAAACACACACUUGAUAGAAAUUCCAGAAAUCGUCCUGCUUUUUGAGAAACAGCAGGCAUAUGAACUGAGGGGAGUAAAAUCCAUCUUGAAGAAUCCAAAGCUGAUUCUUCAAAAGUGUUCUGGAAAUCUCGGUGUAACUGGCACUAAAACCGAUUUUCAACGCCUCGGUCCUUUCCAGCAACCGGAACAUAACGAGUACGGGACGGACCCCAGCCAGCCCGGAAGGUUUCUCGUACCGUGACAGGGGGGCCUGGGCUGGUAUUUGCGCAAAUUGCCUUCCCCUCUCUCUGUACUCCACUUGUACUAAAUACUGCACUUUCUCCUUCACCUAUGUGGGGUUUCUGGCGUUUUAAAUGUACUAAUCUACUUGAACCCCUGACAACGUCCGGCCGACAGGAACGCGCGCGACACCCGGUUUGCGUGGCCCAGAAGGCGCAGGGACACGGGGCCGGAGGCGGGGAUAGACGGCACUGAGCGAUGCUACUGGCCGCCAACUAACUUCCGGGGGCGGGUCAGGCACCUCUAAGGUGAGUCUUGCCUCCAACCGGAAGUGUUUUCGGCUCGGGCUCCGCCUUCGCGCCUGCCCCUGGUCUUUGCCCUGGUGGGGGCGGGACUUCCUGUCUCAUGUAGCCCAGGGCUUCCAAAGUGAGGCCGCGGCCCGAGGCGAGGUUUUGGCUCUGUGGCAGCGGGUCUGGCCGCAGAUUAGCUGGGGCCUGGCGUACGGGUACUUACCCAGUUAGUCUUGCAGUUAUCUUCACUGUCCUCCCACGAGCCCCUGGGAGGCCCUGGGGUCCUGAGCGCCCAAGUGUGUGCAUGCCUGCAGGUUCGGAGAGGGCCAUGGAGGUGCGGCCGCCGGCGCCACGGUGCCUCUUUUGUAGGGCGUUGGGUCCUUUCCCUCGGGUCUUUGCUGCGGGAGCUGUGGCCGCCGAUUCGGAGGCCCUUGCGGAGGACCGGAAGCUGCCUUCCUACGUCCCAGAACCCCAUUACCCGGAAUCCGGAUGGGACCGCCUCCGGGAGCUGUUUGUCAAAGAUGAACAUGAGAGACCUUCAAAGGAACUUGAGAAUAUUUAUCGAGCGGCACUUUCAGCAGGCAUCAUUGGCUGGGCAUAUGGAGGAGUACCAGCUUUUAUUCAUGCUAAACAGCGCUACAUUGAGCAGAGCCAAGCAGAAAUUUAUCAUAACCAGUUUGAUGCUGUGCAAUCUGCACAUCGUGCUGCCGUGCGAGGCUUCAUCCGGUAUGGCUGGCGCUGGAGUUGGAGAACCACAGUGUUUGUGACUAUAUUCAACACGGUGAACACUGGUCUAAAUGUGUACCGGGAUAAAAAUGCCCUGAGCCAUUUUGUCGUUGCAGGAGCUGUCACAGGAAGUCUUUUUAGAAUAAACUUAGGCCUGCGUGGCCUGGUGGCUGGUGGCAUAAUUGGAGCCUUGCUAGGCACUCCUGUAGGAAGUCUGAUGAUGGCACUGCAGAAGUACUAUGGUGAGACCGUUCAGGAGAGAAAACAGAAGGAUCGGAAAGCACUCCAUGAGCUGAAAGUGGAAGAGUGGAAAGCCAGACUACAAUUUACUGAGCUCCUCCCUGAAGAAAUUGAAAGCAGCUUACAGAAAAAUCAAUCGAAGGAUGAUGCUGAGAAAAUUGAAGCACUGCUAAAUCUUCCUAGAAACCCUCCAUCAACAGAUAAACAAGACAAGGACUGAAAACCUCCUUGACUUGAAACUCCUUGGAGAGUUGAAGGGAGCUGUGUUGCCAUGUUCAUUGAAUGCCAGUGGUCAGACUCCUCUUUGGUCAGCCUGCUGACAGAUGUAAGGGCUGGCACCUGUGCUGGCAGGGACUUGCUCUUAUCUUUUUUUUUUUUUUUUAACCAAGAAUUGGGCUGUUGUACUCUAACUUUACUAAUCCUUAAAUUGAAAUACAUACUUACAUCUAUAUUGAUUGGUUUAUAUAUUUGACGUUAUAUCUAUAUUGAUUGAUCAAUAUAUAUUUGUUUUCCCUGGAUUUUACAACAGGAAAUUAAGAAUUUCCCAAAAGAUUAAAGUUGAAUUCUACAGGUUCUUUCUUUUUCUUGUAGCCCUUUAACAGGGUACUCUAGGAGCCCGUAGGAGGGGAGGAAAGAACCAGGUAAGGGAAAUAGUCUGUGAAACUCUUGUGCCCUGGGGUCCUAGAAACAGCAUGGGCCUCAGUGUGUAAUAGUGUUUGGUUUUGUUUUAAUAAAAAUCAAAGAUGAUUCCCACGCCAUCUGAAGUAAAAUAUAAAUGUAACAAAAAGGAAGUAGAUAAGCAAGAUUACAGAAGCAGCCCAGCUUUGUUUCCUGUCUCAGUAUUGCUGACAAAGCAUCUCCGCUGUAGUAUGAAGAGUUACUUAGAAUAGAUACACAGUUUCUACACUGCAGGAGUUUACUGCCUAAGAAGGAAGCUGUGCUGAAGAUUGUGAUGGGGGCGGGGGGGCGGGGGGACGGACACGACAUGGGACGACGACGAUGACUGCUAGUGAUUUGUUUUUGUAUUAGACCUCUUAGCUCCUACUGUAAAAUACUGUUGUCCACAGGAGCAAGGUUUGUGAAGCCAUGUAGUGUAGUGGCUAAAACCAUGGGCUCUGGAGGCAGACCUCUGGCUUAAAAUCCUGGCCAUGUGGCUUUGCAGCCACAUGACCCACAGCAAAGCCACUUUACUUUAAGACUCAGUUUUCUCAUCUGUCAAAUGAAAUAGUAUCUACCUCAGAAUGGGCAUUUAAUGAAACGAUGCACGUAAAGCGCAGCACAAUGCCCUGGCACACAGGCGUUAGAUAACAACAAAUAUUACUUACAAGGAUAUAAGACCUCUGCACCAAUAUAUUUUCGCCA
This is a messenger RNA of Equus quagga, 2854 nucleotides long. RefSeq names its product translocase of inner mitochondrial membrane domain containing 1 (gene TIMMDC1). Gene Ontology annotation, cellular component: mitochondrion. The coding region runs from base 831 to 1712 and encodes 293 amino acids. Lineage: Eukaryota; Metazoa; Chordata; Mammalia; Perissodactyla; Equidae. The transcript has 7 exons. The record is from RefSeq and is a predicted model, not a curated record.